UCCUUUAUACUCUUAUCAGUGAAGCAAGUGAAGAAGACUACUGCACAAAGCCGAGGGGACACGGGGAGUGCACAGAACACCUUAAGAAAACGCGAUGUUAGAUGUGAUUGGCAAAGACAUUAUUCUAUCCUUGCUGUCCUGUCGUUCCGGGAUUACAAUGACGUCACACUGAUACCCUUGCAUGGGUGAAUGCUAAAGAACUAUAGAGGCACAAAUAAUAGCACAAGCAGAGUCCAUAUCUUGCAAGUCUUACGUUAUCCUUUAAGCCUUCUUUAGCUAAUACAACAACAAUGUUUGUACUUAAUGACGCUUAAUUUCAUUUUCUUAUCAUUUCCUUCGGGGGAUUAUUCAUAUAUAAAACUAUCUGCAGCUGUUGGUACCAGCCUCAACUCUCCCUCCUAAGUGCAAUCAUCUAUUAUUGAGCGAGAGGCCGUGCGUGGAAAUGUGUGUAAGAAGGUGGAUUUGAAGUAGAAUUGGUUACAAUCGAUCAAGGGUGAAGAAUAUUCCUGAUGUUAACAAAAGAAGCAGCUAUGUCUUUCUCUCAGUUUGGAUAUCCUUACAGUGCAACUUCACAGUUUUUCGUGUCGGCAAACCCCAGUACGACUUGCUGCGAUUCGAUUUCCAGAUCGGUCUCUGACGGGACGAGCGGUACCCAGACUCCUGCUACCUUCUGCUGCCCUUCCUACGAGAACCGGCUCCUGUCCAGCACACGGACAGAGCUCAACGCGGCACUAGGGAUGUAUAGCUCGCCCUACGCUGCCGCGGCCGCCGCCAGCCAGAACUAUGCCAGCUACUUCCCCUACAGCGCCGAGCCUUCCGCUGCUAUCUACUCAUCUCUGAAUCCACAGUAUGAAAUUAAGGAUGGCACAGGCACUCUGCAUUCUGGCAUAAGUCAACCUGCCACCUACUAUCCUUAUGACCACUCCCUGGGCCAGUACCAAUAUGACAGGUAUGGGACUAUGGACUUUAAUGGGUCAGCCAGGAGGAAGAAUGCCACACGUGAGACCACCAGUACCCUGAAGACAUGGCUGUACGAGCACAGGAAAAAUCCCUACCCCACCAAGGGGGAGAAGAUCAUGCUGGCCAUCAUCACCAAAAUGACCCUCACCCAAGUUUCCACCUGGUUCGCCAACGCCAGGAGGAGGCUAAAGAAGGAGAACAAGAUGACCUGGUCUCCAAAGAAUAAGGCUGGGGACGACAGGAAGGACGACCUGGAUAAAAGUGACCAAGACUGUGUUACCAAAGAUUCCAGUGAGUGUAAAGAUGAGAAAGACCUUAAUCUGAGUGACCUGGAGGACAUGGAGGACGAGGACUGUGACAAGCUGGACAGUGACUGUGAGAAGAUGGCCCCCAGGGGCCCCGAGGAACAACAGGACCUCCACAGGGCCAUGUCCGGUGGUGGUGUUGGCCCUGGAGGCCCUCCAAAGAGAGACUGCAGUUCAGAGCUCUCUCUCUCCUUGCCCAACAGCUUCCACCACUCAUUCCCAUGUGGUAUCAGGAGCCUACCCGCCCUGCCCUCUCUACCCGCCAUGCCGUCGGACUUCCUUGAUCCACUGGUGACGUCCAAGCCCCCGUCCACCACCACCACCAUCCCCACGGGCACUCACACUGUGUCCCUGUCACACUUCGAGGUGUCGGACCGGGACAAGCCGAGGAUCUGGUCUCUGGCGCGUACAGCGGCCACGGGGGUCAUCCUGGGCUCUGCUCACCACGGGGCCCCAGAGCUCAGGACAGGGAGCAUGCUGGGAGACUGCCAGCUACAGGGGACCAGGCUACCAGUGACUGGUACCGGACAGUGUGGGCCCCUCAGGGGCCUCCAGGACCCUACUAACAUUUCCAAUGCUGAGAACCCUUUCCAGGAGGGCCCCUUGUUGCAAUCUAAGGUCUAUAGUGCAGGCAGCUACAACCACAAGGCCCUCCAACUGCACUGUUCCUCCUAUCCUGCGCUUUCAGACUCAUGCCAGUACUCCACUAUCGAAGGAUUCUCCAGUCGGAAGGCAGAGACAGAGCCCUCGGAACUCAGUGACACGUGUGUGACCCUGCAGGAUGACAAGGUCACUGCCUUCAGACCUGUGAUGAAGAGGUGAGGAAGGUUGAUGGACACGCAGUCAUUACACAGUGGGACUUUUAUUUAGCCGGUAUUAGGCUAUGCACUAUAAAGACUUGGGAUGACGAGCAUCGGACAUCCUACCUACCUUACAGCUGGGAACCGCGGCGCUCCGCAGUCAAAGCUCGACGAGCCCUGUCCAAACUGUGGAAGCUGCCAUCAUUUUGCACAACGUUGUUUUUAUGGUGUUGACGAUGACUUUAUGCAAGACUUUCAAGUGCAACGGUAUGGGAACUGACGGUCAAUUCAUGAUGUAUGCAAUGGGCAAUCGUAGUGUAGCAAUGCUAUUUAUUUAUUUGUGUAUUUAUUAUUUGAUUCCUCAUCUGUUCAUGUAUUUAUUUCGUAUGUGUCAUUUAAAUAUUUUGUUACAUGUAUGUAUUGUUUCAACUGUGGUUAUGUGCUAUUUUUACCUGAUUUAAGGGAGAACUACUUAGCUUGUUGUUGGUCUUUCUGUUCGCUAAAAGAGUGGGAUUUAUUGAGUUGGAAUCGGAAUUGUCUAUUGUGUGUGUGUCGACCUGGAGAAAUUGUUGAUUGUGGUGUGUUCAUCUCAAAGAUAAUUGUGAGCUUAUUCUGUGUUUGCCAUUCAUGAAAUAUUUUAUAAGAAUGAAUUUUUUAAAGAACUCCUCGUUUUUGUGUAAAUAUUAUUUCCAGAACCUUAACAUUGGUUUAAUCGGCCAAUUAAAACCUUUGAGACUGUUGCACUAGAUCAAAGUUGAUCUUCUUAACGUGGAGAAUAAUAGUGGAACAUUGUUGGAAGGUCAUAAAUCAGUAGAGAACGUGAAUGAACGUUACAAGGCCAGGAAGAAAGGGGACAGCAUCUCUCCAUUGUAAUUAUCCAAUCAGUUCUGGCAUCAAACACUUUGUUACAGUUCAGACAAGCAACGAGGCAGGAAUACGGGAUGAAUGCCGCUUUGUCCGCUGUGUAGGGAGCCGCUGCAAUUACUUACUUGUGUUAAUUAAAAGGUUUGUACUAUCAAACCCAUAAGGGAACAUUCACAUGGUUUGUGUGGGUAAGACUUUGGUUCUACUGUUUUUGCCUGGCCCGUUUCAUUCAUAACUGAUUGAUAUAACACAUGAGUAUUAGCACAAGUAUUAGGCCUGUGAGUAAAACUAAGCAAUUGGUCAUCAUGCGUAAAACUACUAACACGAAAGCACUGGUUUCUUAUUCCUUUCAACUUGAACUUUGAAGUAAGUUAUUUUCAGAAAAUGAUAAGAAAGUUCAUAGCUUAUAUUUUACAUGAUUAUGGGCAUGACAUGUAGUAUCGCAUAGCAUAUUGCUCACUCCACAGUAGAAAACAACAUUGAAACAAAAUGUUGUUGAAAACACUCAAAUGCAAUGCAGAAAUGUGGGCCUAGUCUGAGAUGGAUAUUGUGCAGACUUUAUUAUCAGAGGACCAAAAGAAAAUGCUACCUCAUAAACCAAAAUAACGGUGUGACCUGCUGCGAAUGACCCACAGCUUAGAGGCAUGCAAAUGAAGCCACCAAAAGAUAAACGUUAUUGCAGGUCGGAUUUGGAGGAUUAGAGCUUGUAAUAAGAGUAUUAGUUCUCGUAUUAGGUCUAUUGAAAAGGGCUGUGGUCAACGUUGUAGGCCCGGCCUAUGGAUGGGGAUGGGGGACCCCUCAGUAAUGCAUGCAAUGAUGUGACUUCAAUGUAACAGGGUUCGGCGUACUUCCCUAGGAAAUAUCGUGAUGAGGAAUUAUGAUGACAAUAAUAACAUCAUAUUUUGAGAUCUUUAUUCCAAUCGUCUCCUCUCAGUCUCUUAUGAAUUAAGCUGGUAUGGUCUUUACACUGGACUUUGUAUUUAGUAAUCAAAUUAUAAACAUACAGGUAGACCUAGA
This is a messenger RNA of Salvelinus fontinalis (brook trout), 3946 nucleotides long. RefSeq names its product iroquois-class homeodomain protein IRX-6-like. Gene Ontology annotation, cellular component: nucleus. Gene Ontology annotation, molecular function: DNA-binding transcription factor activity, RNA polymerase II-specific; RNA polymerase II cis-regulatory region sequence-specific DNA binding. Gene Ontology annotation, biological process: regulation of transcription by RNA polymerase II; neuron differentiation; cell development. The transcript is spliced from 7 exons. Lineage: Eukaryota; Metazoa; Chordata; Actinopteri; Salmoniformes; Salmonidae. Bases 510 to 2087 code for a protein of 525 amino acids. The record is from RefSeq and is a predicted model, not a curated record.